Messenger RNA from Paramecium sonneborni, 9024 nucleotides. Lineage: Eukaryota; Ciliophora; Oligohymenophorea; Peniculida; Parameciidae. The record is from the annotation of a GenBank genome assembly.
AUGUUUUAUAUAAAAGAAUUAAUUAAUAAAAAUUAGAAUUUAUAGUAUGGAGAGAUUAUUAUAUUAUUAGAACUGUUGAAUAAAAAAUUAUUUAGAAUUGAUAAUUUUAUAAUCAACCUAUAUAAAUUAAAUUAAUCUUUUGAUUUACUAAAGGGAGUAAUUUUUUUAAGAGAUGCAUUUAAAAAUAAUUUAGUACACUUAAGAUAAUAAGAUUUUAUAAAUAAUUUAAUUUAGUAUAAUUAGAAAGACUUAUAAUCUCUAAGAAUAUUAUUUGGUAGGGCAAAUUUUGAAAAAUUGCUUUCAAUUUUAAUAAAUAAAUACCUUCUUGAAUCAAUUAAGAAUAAACGUGAUUACAUGAAAGUAUUAUAGAACCUAAUACCAAUUUGUCAUGGAAAAUAUGAAAAGAGAACUCAAUUAUUCAGAGUUAUGUUUUUUACUUUAAGUCCUUGGUUAUUAAACUAUUUGAUCAUAAUUAAUAAUUAAAAGAAUAUUACUCUUGGUAUUUAUAAAAUAACUUUAAUAAUUAUUUUUACUAUAAUCGAAAAAUAAAAGGAAAGUUGGGUUAGAUUCUUGCUUAUUAAUUUAAAUGAAAUAAUAGAUCGUGAUUGUUAUGAUUUUAAUUAGAUAUGGAAAGCAAAAGAAAGAUAAAUAAGUAGUAAACUAAAUUAUAAAUAUUAAUUAAUUAAAUUUUUAAAUUCUAAAAAACAUCAAAAUUUAGAAUAAGAAUGUAAAUAAUUAUAUGAGCUGGAUUAAGGUUAUUAUAAAGAAAGUUUAGGUAAAUUAGAUUACUUUAAUAAUAUAUCUUUAAAUCCAACUUACUUUCUGUAAUAGGAAACAUUUAAUUAAUGUCCUUAAAAUGGAAAGUUUUCUCUUGAAGAUUUUAAUAUAUCAUUAGCAGAAACAACAAAAGAAUAAGAGAUAAAAAUAGUUUAUGAUUGGAUGGAGAAUACAUCUGAUAUUAAAAGAUUUUAGUAAUUAGUUCCAUUUUUUUUUAAUAUUAUUAAGAGAGGAGAAAGUUCAAAAAAAUUGUUAUCAAUUAUUACUGAAUAUAGAAACAAGUUUUAAGUACCUUUGAAAAUAGCAAAUAACAUGAAGGCAUUGUUUUAAUUACUUUACAAUAAUUCUAAUGAUGAAUUAUAAGUAAUGUUGUUAAAAUUAUAUAUGGCAAUGUAUCCUAUUCCUUUAGUUUUUUAAAAUCCAAAUUUAUAAAAUCUUUCUACUGAAUCAGAGUUAUAUAUAUUUAAUGAAAAAGUCUACUUUGUAUUUUAAACUUCUUAUUCAAUAAUUAAUUUUUCUUUAAGCUCAAAAUAAACAUAAAUUGGUAAAACAGAAUUAAUAAAUACUUUAUUUUAUUAAUAAGAAAAAUUUGAAACUUAAGACUCUUGUUAAUUAAGCAAAAAUACAAUUGAUAUAAUGUUUGAUAUAUAAUUUGGUGGAUCAAGAAAUUUUAGUGUUGCUGAUGUUCAUGGUUAUAUCCCCCAAGAUAUAAUAAGUAAAGUAUUACCAUUAUUUCAAAUAUGGAUUAUUUAAUUUGAUACUGAAAAAGAACUUGUAGAAAAUUUUAAAAAGCUUAAUUAAAUAAAAGAAACAAUACCAAAAACUAAUUCUUAGAUUAUUUUUAUAAUAAGAAAUUAUUAAGGAGGACUAGAAAACAAUCUAAUUAAUGAUGAAAGUAAGAAAACUUUAUAAAGUAUUGAAAAAGCAGGAAUAAAAAUACUUAAAAUUAUUGAUCUUACUUAAAAAGGUUUAGAUAAAUCAUAAAAAGAAUUAGAACUUUAGAAGGCAUAAACUUUUAUCUUUACUUAAAUUAACAAUUUAGCUAAUUCUCCUUAAUAAAUUAAUGAGACAGAUUUUUUAAACACAAUAUUAAGAUUUGAAAUAUAUUAAAUAUCUAAUGAAUAUUAAAAAAACAAAAAGUUACUAAAAGACUUAGAAAAUGAAUUAAAUAGAUUAAUACAAAAACCAUUAGGAUUUUAUGAUUCAGAAGCUUUUCCAAUUAGAGCUAUUGAGUUUAAGAUCAAAAGUUUAAGAGAAAAGUAAAUGUGUCUCAUAAAAUAAGAUAAUCAAAUUACUCCUAAAGAAUUAUCUAUUCAAAAUACUGUGGAAUAAGUUGACUUUAAUUAAAUUCCAAUCUAAGUUGAAGAAAUUAAAUUAUAAAUAAAAAUAUUAGAAGAAUCUAUUAUGAACACAGAAUUAUCGACUCUUUUAAAAUUAUUUUGUAAAAUAUUUAAGUAAAAUUCAUACUAUAAUUUAUAUUUAUAAUUUACAGAUUAAAUUAGAAAAUUUAAUGAAUUAAAUAUAUCUAAAAUGGUAGAAGAUAAUUAGAAAAUAAAUGAUGAAUUAAAAAAAUUGAAAAAAGAGAGAGAUUAAAUUAGAGGAAAAAAAGAAGAUUAAAAAUCUUAAUCUUAAUUAGAAAAUCAUUUAAAUUAUGAUGAAAAAUUAAAUGAAUAUAAAAGAAAGCAUGAUGAACUUACAAAAAAAUUAAAAUAAAAUUUAGAACAUAUUGGAAUUAGAAAUAUUGGAAUAGAAUUAUUUUGGAGAGAAUUGAUAGCAUUUAAUUAAAAAAAUUUGAAAGCUUCAUUAAAAAUUGAUCCAGUAGAUAAAGUCUAUGAAAUAAUAAAAAAAGGAGAACCAUUUGAAUUUUUAGAUGGAGAUUCUCUAAAAAUAAAUUCAACAUUUUUACAAUAACUAAAAAAUAAAUUUUAAAAUUAAGGAUAAGAAAAAGUUUUAAUAUUAAGUGUUUUAGGACCAUAGAGUUCAGGAAAAUCUACUAUUUUAAAUAAAAUUUUUGGAUGUCAUUUUUGGACAAGUGUUGGUAGAUGUACAAAGGGAAUUUAUUUAAACAUAUUAAAAAUAUAAUAUAAGGAAUACUUUAAUAAUCUAUUUGAUUAUAUCUUAAUACUAGAUUCAGAAGGAUUAUAAAAUCCCAAUUAGGUUGAUCCAGAGUUUGAUAAAAAGAUUGCUCUAUUUAUUUUAGCUAUUAGUGAUAUUAUUCUGAUAAAUGUUAAGGGAGAUAUUAAUGAUUCAUUUAAAAAUUUAGUUGAAAUGUGUAUAUUUACUCUGAUAACAAUGAAGAGUAACAUUUCUUCUAUUAAAUAAUUAAGUUGGUGUUUUAAUUAAAAUAAUGAUGGUAAUAAGUUUAUUCCAUUCUUAGAAUAAAUUUAAGGAAUUGCAAAUAAUUUGAAUCUAGAAUAUAAACAUGUAGAAGGAGAUGAUAACAAUUAAACUAUAGACUAUAAUGAAUUUCUGAAUAUUUCAAAGGAAAAUAUUUAAAUUCUAGGAUUUGCAUCAAUUGAAAAAUUAUGGAGAAAUAAAGAUAAUUUAGGUAAUUUUAAUGAUUGGAGAUAAUUAAUAAUUAAUGAAACAUAUUCAGAAGAAGCAUAUAUGUAUGGUAUAAGAAUGAUAAAGAAUUUUAUAAAUAAAUUUAAUUCAUAAACUGAAACAUCAUAAAUGUGCAGUUUGAGCUUAUUCUUAUAAAAUAUAAAUACNUUAGAUAAAUCAUAAAAAGAAUUAGAACUUUAGAAGGCAUAAACUUUUAUCUUUACUUAAAUUAACAAUUUAGCUAAUUCUCCUUAAUAAAUUAAUGAGACAGAUUUUUUAAACACAAUAUUAAGAUUUGAAAUAUAUUAAAUAUCUAAUGAAUAUUAAAAAAACAAAAAGUUACUAAAAGACUUAGAAAAUGAAUUAAAUAGAUUAAUACAAAAACCAUUAGGAUUUUAUGAUUCAGAAGCUUUUCCAAUUAGAGCUAUUGAGUUUAAGAUCAAAAGUUUAAGAGAAAAGUAAAUGUGUCUCAUAAAAUAAGAUAAUCAAAUUACUCCUAAAGAAUUAUCUAUUCAAAAUACUGUGGAAUAAGUUGACUUUAAUUAAAUUCCAAUCUAAGUUGAAGAAAUUAAAUUAUAAAUAAAAAUAUUAGAAGAAUCUAUUAUGAACACAGAAUUAUCGACUCUUUUAAAAUUAUUUUGUAAAAUAUUUAAGUAAAAUUCAUACUAUAAUUUAUAUUUAUAAUUUACAGAUUAAAUUAGAAAAUUUAAUGAAUUAAAUAUAUCUAAAAUGGUAGAAGAUAAUUAGAAAAUAAAUGAUGAAUUAAAAAAAUUGAAAAAAGAGAGAGAUUAAAUUAGAGGAAAAAAAGAAGAUUAAAAAUCUUAAUCUUAAUUAGAAAAUCAUUUAAAUUAUGAUGAAAAAUUAAAUGAAUAUAAAAGAAAGCAUGAUGAACUUACAAAAAAAUUAAAAUAAAAUUUAGAACAUAUUGGAAUUAGAAAUAUUGGAAUAGAAUUAUUUUGGAGAGAAUUGAUAGCAUUUAAUUAAAAAAAUUUGAAAGCUUCAUUAAAAAUUGAUCCAGUAGAUAAAGUCUAUGAAAUAAUAAAAAAAGGAGAACCAUUUGAAUUUUUAGAUGGAGAUUCUCUAAAAAUAAAUUCAACAUUUUUACAAUAACUAAAAAAUAAAUUUUAAAAUUAAGGAUAAGAAAAAGUUUUAAUAUUAAGUGUUUUAGGACCAUAGAGUUCAGGAAAAUCUACUAUUUUAAAUAAAAUUUUUGGAUGUCAUUUUUGGACAAGUGUUGGUAGAUGUACAAAGGGAAUUUAUUUAAACAUAUUAAAAAUAUAAUAUAAGGAAUACUUUAAUAAUCUAUUUGAUUAUAUCUUAAUACUAGAUUCAGAAGGAUUAUAAAAUCCCAAUUAGGUUGAUCCAGAGUUUGAUAAAAAGAUUGCUCUAUUUAUUUUAGCUAUUAGUGAUAUUAUUCUGAUAAAUGUUAAGGGAGAUAUUAAUGAUUCAUUUAAAAAUUUAGUUGAAAUGUGUAUAUUUACUCUGAUAACAAUGAAGAGUAACAUUUCUUCUAUUAAAUAAUUAAGUUGGUGUUUUAAUUAAAAUAAUGAUGGUAAUAAGUUUAUUCCAUUCUUAGAAUAAAUUUAAGGAAUUGCAAAUAAUUUGAAUCUAGAAUAUAAACAUGUAGAAGGAGAUGAUAACAAUUAAACUAUAGACUAUAAUGAAUUUCUGAAUAUUUCAAAGGAAAAUAUUUAAAUUCUAGGAUUUGCAUCAAUUGAAAAAUUAUGGAGAAAUAAAGAUAAUUUAGGUAAUUUUAAUGAUUGGAGAUAAUUAAUAAUUAAUGAAACAUAUUCAGAAGAAGCAUAUAUGUAUGGUAUAAGAAUGAUAAAGAAUUUUAUAAAUAAAUUUAAUUCAUAAACUGAAACAUCAUAAAUGUGCAGUUUGAGCUUAUUCUUAUAAAAUAUAAAUACCAAUUGGUAAACUAUAUGUAAUUUGCCAGAUUUAUUAGAGUUUACAGAAUUAAUAUCUUAUAAAAAAGAUUAGUUAAUGAAAAGUUUGUUUGAAUAAAUUUAUGAAGAGUAAGAUUUUAAAUUUAAAGAUGAAAUUGGAAAUGAACUAGAGGAAAAAGUAAACAAGAGCUCAACAAUAAAUUUAAGUUUGCUUGAAAAAAUCUAUAAUGAUGAAAAAGAAAACCUUAAAUUAAAAUUUAUUUAGAUUGAAGAAAGCCUAAAAGAAAAAUUACUUGAAUUUAAGUAAUUGAAUCAAAUCCCAAAAAAGAUUUUUCUAAAAUAUUUAAAAUAAUUAAGUGAGAGGCUUAAUACUACGAAACUAGAAUCUGAAGUUAUAGUAUUUGAAGAAAUAAAAAAUAAAGAAAGAGAGUAUUAAAACCAAAGAGGAUUUAAAUCUCUUGAUAAUUUUAUUCUUGAGAUUAGUAAAAAUGAGUAAAAAUUAAAGCAGUUUUAAGGCUAAGAAAUUUUAAUAAGAGAUUAAUUUGAGAAAUUAUGGUAAUAAAUUACUAAUGAUUCAGAGAAUAAGUAAAUAAAAAUAUUAAAAGAAUAUUCUGAAAAAUAAUAUUAAGCUAUUUCCUCAUUUACAGAGUACAAAUUGUUAACUAAAAAUGAAUUCGAUUAUAUUAAUUAUUUUACAGAACACAUAAAUGGGGAAACUCCUUUUAGGAAAGAGAAAGAAGAAAAGUUUAAUAUUUUCAAUAAGUUUUAAUAAGAAUUAUAAAUUUAAGAUUAAUUUAGAAUAAUUAUAAAUGCAAAAGAAACAAUGAGAUAUGUUGAAAUUUUCUAAUAAAAAUUGGAGAACAGAAUAAGAAAAGAUAAAACUAAAUACAAUGUAAUAAAAAUUAAUAACUAUUAUUUAUUUUAAAUCACCAUCUAUUUUGUUGAGAAAGAAAAAAUUAAUAAAUUAUAUUAAAGGCCAAAACAUAAUUAAAGAUUUAGAUUUGAUUUUAUAGAAAUUUCAACAAAAAUAACAACAAUAAUAAAAUAAUUAGAAAGGCACUUCAAAAUAUAAUUGUAUUAAUAAUCAGAUCUGGUAAUUGUUGAUUUUAAUAGAAAUUUUUGAUAUAGAUUUUGAUUAAGAGUUAAGGAAAUAAUUAUUCAAUGUAAUUAAUAAUCCCGCUAAAUGGAAAAUGCUAUGGUCAGACUAUAAUGAUUAAGUAGUAAACUCAUUUAAGAAAUUUUAAGCCAGUUUUAACUAUAACUCUAAUAAAAUAAAAAAAACAACUCAUUAGACAUAAGAUAAUUUUCUUAAAAGUAUCUAAGAGUUCAACAAAAAUUUGUUAAUAGAAAACUUCAAAGUUAGUUGUGGCAAUGAGAAAGAAGUUGAAGAAUUCUAUUCCGAAUUUUAAAUUAAUAAUUUCAUUAUAUUCAGAAAACAAUUAAUUAUUCCUAAAACGUAAAAUUAAAAAUUUUAUGCUUAUUUAGAAUAUAUUUAGUCUAAAAAUAAUUCUCAUUAUGCUAGCUUUUAACUAGAUUUCAUUAAUAUUUUUAAAUAAGAAAUGUUUGCAGUAGAUGAAGAAAUGCUAUAAAAUAAGAAUUAGUAGAAAAUUUCUGAAUUAGAUAAAAUAAAUAGUUGGUAAAAGAUUUAUUUUUCAAUUUAUGAUUUAAUUAAAUCAGAGAUGACGAAAAAUAAUUGCAAAGAGAAUGAAAAUAAAGAUAAUUCAGAUAAUGAAGAUAUUUCCUCAUCUAAUACCAGUUUGAUUAAAAUUAUAAUGUCUAAAAUUGAGUAGGAAAUAAUUGAAUAUAAUAAAGGUUUUGCUAAUUUUGGUAUAAUAUUAAAUGGUAUAGGCGAAAGAUGCAUUUAUUAUUAUUCUAUGUUAAUCAUUUGGAGAUUUACAUGUUAUAAGAAAUGGAAAGGAAUAUAAUAAAGUAAAAAGAAAUUCGAAGAAGUGAAAUAAAAUCAGUUAUUGAAGUUUAUAGCUGAUAUCAAAAAAAAUAAAACUGAAUAAAGUAAAUUAAAAGCCCAGAAUCUAAUAAAUAAUGUAUAUAAGGAUUUCAUUUAAAAGUUUUAUAAAGAAAAUGAAUUAGCUGUUGGUCAAGCUAUAAAAGAUAAAAAUAUGGCUUGCGUGGAUUUAAUUAAAAUUUUAGAUAAAAAUAUUUUGAAAGAUUAUAAGAAAGAGCAAGACUCUAAAUAAUAUACUGAUAUAUAAAUAUAUGAAUAUAUAACAAAAUAAAGAGAGUUUAUUGAAAAAUAUGCUUAAAACUAAGUUUAAAAAAUUUAAGCAGAAGUUAAUUAAACAUUUGAAAUUGACUUGAGAGAAAAAUUAAAAACAUUUUUAGGACAAAUUUUAAAAAAUGUAGCCAUAUUAGUGUCUCAUACUGCUCUAUAAGACCCUCCUGUAAAAUCAAUUGAUUAUUUUGAUAUUAGUAAGGAUGACAAAAACCAAGAUGUAUUCUAUGAAAUUUUAUUAUUUAAAUUGAUACUAUAAUGUCUUUAAGGUAAGUAAGAAAAAAAAGGAGUAUAAAAUCAAAAUGAAUUAGAAUAAGAUUAAAAUGUUAAUAUUAUAGAAGAAUAUAAGGAAAUUUUUCAAGUUUCAAAUUAUAAAGCAAUAAAUAUUCCUAUUUUAAACAUAUCUCUAUUUUAAGACUCAGAAUAAUAAAUCUAACUUUUAAAACCUUUUGCUGAUGAAUUAUAAAAUUAAUUGUAAAUUCAUAUUUCAUAAAUUGAUAAAAAGGUGAAAUUAGAUUUAAGCAAAUUCUAAAGUUAUUCUGAAUUAGAUACAAUAAGACUAAAUAUGACUGGUUGUCUUCAUUCUUGUCCUAUGUGUAAACGUAAAUGUGAUUAAUCGAAUUCUAGCGGUCAUAAACACAAAUGUUCAAAUGGGCACUAAUUAAGAGGUAUCUAUCUAUUCUAUAUUUAAGGGAUGAAUGGAAUAUUAAUUGAAAAUACUCCUUCUUUAUUCACAUGUGAUGAGAUGAAUGAUGAAAGUUUAAUUACAACUUUGGAAACACAAGUAACAAAAUAAUGGAAAGAAAUUAGAAGGACAUAUGAUGAUUGGAUUUUUAUAGGUAUAGGAGAAACAGAAUUAGAAGAAAAUAAAAUAAAAAUGAUGAAAGUUUGGAAUGAAGGAACAGGAUAGAUGGUAUGCCAAUAGUUAAGAUAAAUAUUAAAUAAUCCUCUAAUCUGUUUUGUCCCAAAAAAUAAUUAUUAAGAAGUGGUUAGACACCCUAAAAUUCAUUAUGUUUUUAUAAUUGAUGAUUCUGGUUCUAUGCUAGGUAAAAGAUGGAUAAAAGCAAAGAAAAGUUGUUUAUAUUGCAUGAAAGAAAUAUCUAAAAAUAGUAAUGCAAGAGUGAGUGUAAUCAUUUUUAACUAUCAAGCUAGAAUUAUUGUUGACUGUGAAAUAGUUGAUAUAGAUUAAUGCGAAUAAAAGAUUGAUUAUGAUAGUGGAGAAACUAAUUUUUGUGAUGCCUUUUAAAAGGCAUAUGAUUUGAUAAUCAAACAUUAAAAUUAUGCAUUCGAAAAGUAACACUUAUUUAUUUCAAUAGAACUGAAAUAUUAUUUUAUACUGAUGGAGCAGGAGAGUAUCCAAAAUAAGAAAUUUAAUAAUUUACUAUGUUUCCAGAGUAAUAGAGAGCAAGAAUAUUUCUUAAUUGCUGUACUGAAGAUAAGAAUCCUAUUACUUUAUAAAUGAUUGUUAAUGAAUUUAAUAGUAGUCUUAUUAAAUCUGAGUUAAAAAGUAACUUUUUAGUAGCAGAUCUAGAAAAAGCUUGGACUGAAAUAGUCAGUAGAGAUUAUCAUAAACUUAAAAGUUGA